AUUUUAAACCGUAUACUGAAUCACAUGUCAUUUUGGUUACAGUUUGGCAUACACAUCAUAAAGAUGCCUAAUACGCUAUAUCUCUUGAAACAUCUCACAUGAUUAGUAUGCUUUCCAUCAAGUUAGUUACUGAUGCACCAUACACCAAAAGCCAAGGAAAAACUCCCCACCGAAAUUUUAACCACCCCGUUUCCAUUACCAAAUUAUACCAGCUAUAUAACUACAUUCAAAUCAAACCAUAUCCAUUCCAUAAAGUUAUUAAAUCCGCGAUGGUAAACACACCCGAGUCACAGCAAUCAACAAUGAAUAAGCUACCCCUUAACGGACCCUUGCUCGGCCCAUCCACACCACAAGGUACAGGCUCGGUCCACAAAACCUUAUCCAGUGCUGCUAACCUUGCUAACCUUCUGCCUACAGGCACAGUCCUUGCAUUCCAAGCCCUCAUCCCUCCUUUCUCCCAGAAUGGCUUAUGUCAUCCUGUCAACACAUACCUCACCAUAUCUCUGAUCGUAGUAUUUGCUCUCAUUUGUUUCCUCUCUUCUUUCACUGACAGCUUUAUGGGUCCAGACGGUAAACUCUACUACGGGAUUGCCACACGUAAGGGUAUCUACGUGUUUAAUGGGAUGAAAUGGGAAGAAGAGGAGAGGGAAAAUGGUAGAGAAGCAAAAGACUUGAGCAAGCACAGGAUUAGGUUUAUAGACUUUGUUCAUGCUUUUGUUUCAUUGGCUGUGUUCUUGGUGUUUGCCUUCAGUGAUCAACAUGUGUUGAAGUGUUUUCUUUGGAAUUCAGCAAAUGAAGAUUGGGUUAGUGCACUUCUUCUGAAUUUGCCUCUUGGAGUCGGAGCUUUGUCGAGCUUCUUGUUCGUUCUCUUUCCGACUAACCGGAGAGGGAUUGGAUAUGCAGACAUGGCUGCUAUUUAGCUUAGGCUUCAAUGCUUCAUGUUCUAAACUUCGAUUCCCCGUAAGUUCAUUUACACACUGCGUAGUAGUACAAGUUACCAUAAGUCUGUACCAGCAUUUCUGACCACUUCGUGUUUUUUGAGCCAUUUCUAGCAAAAUAGUUGCAACAUUUUUAAAUUUGGUUGGGUUAAAAGUGAUUUGAAAACAAUCUUCUUGUAAUGUUCGGCCCGACAAUAUUGUUUGGCCUGAAUGGCUCGCAAAAUUGGCUUGAUUUCAGCGUGGCUUGGCCCUAUGUUCAUCUCUACUGAAAAAGUGGGUUGUACA
This is a messenger RNA of Spinacia oleracea (spinach), 1223 nucleotides long. RefSeq names its product protein DMP10. Gene Ontology annotation, biological process: endomembrane system organization. Bases 99 to 920 code for a protein of 273 amino acids. The transcript has a single exon. The record is from RefSeq and is a predicted model, not a curated record. Lineage: Eukaryota; Viridiplantae; Streptophyta; Magnoliopsida; Caryophyllales; Amaranthaceae.